AGGAGGAUGAGGGAUUGUGAGGGUUUUUCUUUUUUUUCCCCUGAAGAAAAAUAUCAAUAAACUAACUCUGUUGACAGUGUAAAGCAGUGCUUCUAUCUGGGGUCAAGGCCAGAGCAAUGGACACCUUAUCCCACUCAUCCUCUUCCUCUGAUAAAGCCCCAGCCAGUACUGAAAAGUCUUCUUCACAAGAGCCUAGAGGCCUUUUUAAAAAGUGUUUGAAAAAGAAGCGGACAAAGGAAGACUGAAAUUAAGAGAAUUUUCCAGUCUGUCUCUGGUGGCUGGUCCAAAAGGAUGCUUCAAUUCCUGCUCUUCGCCUGCCUUUUCACCACAGUAACACUGGGGUCACCAACGGCCCUAGAUCCUUGUUCUGCUUACAUCAGUCUGAAUGAGCCGUGGAGGAACACUGACCACCAAUUUGAUGAGUCUCAAGGUUCCCCUCUGUGUGACAACAAUGUGGAUGGGGAGUGGUACCGCUUCACAGGCAUGGCAGGGGAUGCCAUGCCCACCUUCUGCAUACCAGAAAACCACUGCGGAACCCAUGCACCUGUCUGGCUCAAUGGCAGCCACCCUCUGGAAGGUGAUGGCAUUGUGCAACGCCAGGCCUGUGCGAGCUUCAAUGGGAACUGCUGCCUCUGGAACACCACGGUGGAGGUCAAGGCUUGCCCUGGAGGCUACUAUGUGUAUCGUCUGGCCAAGCCCAGCGUCUGCUUUCACGUCUACUGUGGUCAUUUUUAUGACAUCUGUGAUGAGGACUGCCACGGCAGCUGCCUGGAUACCAGUGGGUGCACGUGCUCUCCAGGAACCGUGCUAGGCCCCGACAGACAGACAUGCUUUGAUGAAAAUGAAUGUGAAAAAAACAAUGGUGGCUGCAGUGAGAUCUGUGUAAACCUCAAAAAUUCAUAUCGCUGUGAGUGUGAGGUUGGCCGUGUGCUAAGAAGUGAUGGCAAGACAUGUGAAGACAUUGAAGGAUGCCACAAUAACAAUGGCGGCUGCAGCCAUUCUUGCCUUAUGUCUGAGAAGGGCUAUCAGUGUGAAUGUCCCCGGGGCUUGGUGCUGUCUGAGGAUAACCACACUUGCCAAGUCCCCGUGUUCUGCAAAUCGAACACCAUUGAAGUGAGCAUCCCCAGGGACCUGGUCGGCGGUCUGGAGCUCUUCCUAACCAACACCUCCUGCCGAGGCGUGUCCAAUGGCACCCACGUCAACAUCCUCUUCUCCCUCAAGACAUGUGGCACAGUGGUCGAGGUGGUGAACGACAAAAUCGUGGCUAGCAACCUUGUGACAGGUCUACCCAAGCAGACCCCAGGGAGCAGCGGGGACAUCAUCAUCCGAACCAGCAAACUGCUGAUCCCUGUGACGUGUGAGUUCCCGCGCCUGUACACCAUUUCCGAAGGCUACGUCCCCAACCUUCGCAACACCCCACUGGAAAUCAUGAGCCGCAGUCACGGAAUAUUCCCUUUCACUCUGGAGAUAUUCAAGGACCAUGAGUUCGAAGAGCCCUACCGGGAAGCUCUGCCCACCCUCAAGCUGCGAGACUCCCUCUACUUUGGCAUUGAGCCCCUGGUGCACGUGAAUGGCUUAGAGAGCCUGGUGGAGAGCUGCUUUGCCACCCCUACGUCCAAGAUCGACGAGAUCCUGAAAUACUACCUCAUCCGGGAUGGCUGUGUUUCAGAUGACUCAGUAAAGCAGUACACAUCACGGGAUCACCUCGCAAAGCACUUCCAGGUCCCUGUCUUCAAGUUUGUGGGCAAAGACCACAAGGAAGUGUUCCUGCACUGCCGGGUCCUUGUCUGCGGGAUGCUGGAUGAGCGUUCCCGCUGUGCCCAGGGCUGCCACCGGCGAAUGCGUCGUGAGGCAGUAGGAGGAGAGAAUGACAGUGGUCCAGAGAGCCAGAUGUUGACAGGCGGCCCCAUCAGCAUCGACUGGGAGGACUAGGACAACCCACCACCCGAGUCCUACUUCUGGCUGCCUAUCUCCUUGGAAUUCUCCCCUCGCCCUCUGAGAACAUCAGCCGACACCCUAGAGCACAGCGCUGCUUUAAACCUUAUACUGUGGGUUUAGACAAACUCCCAGAACGGACUCACUCUGACUCUAGCCCACUGUGUCGGGAAAGAUCACCUCACUGAUGACCAACCUGUCCCAGGUGGGGCUUCAUCUUCCUAAUGUGGAAAGCUGCGCUGUGCACCAAGAAAGCAGCUGACCCCAUGGCCCCCAUUUCUUUCCUGCAAUAAAACACCUAGUGUUGGAUGCAGUAGCCUGACUAAAAUCAGAAGUUGGGUAUAGUAUUUCAAAUUAGGAACUUAAAAAAAUUAAAUAGUUGCUUGAAAUUAUGACUUAAAUACCCACUGACUCCUUAAAUAUGUAAACAAUAAUUAUACCCUGAAAUUUCCAUUCAAAGACAGAGUAGUUAUAGGGGAUUUGGAAGUUUAUCACUGUAAGUGUGUACUAAAAAAAUACUAUUUGGAUUUUCUCCUGAACAAUAUUUUCCUCUGAGGUUUUUAUGCUGUCCUAAAUAAACUAUUUUCAAUUAAUAAAUGUUAAUAAAUUCACUAACUUGCA
Orcinus orca (killer whale) is the source of this 2556-nucleotide messenger RNA. It is a transcript of the gene OIT3, whose product is annotated as oncoprotein induced transcript 3. Lineage: Eukaryota; Metazoa; Chordata; Mammalia; Artiodactyla; Delphinidae. The record is from RefSeq and is a predicted model, not a curated record. Bases 292 to 1932 code for a protein of 546 amino acids. Gene Ontology annotation, molecular function: calcium ion binding. The transcript is spliced from 9 exons.